GAGGAGCAGGAGGAGGAGGAGGAGGAGGAGGAGGAAGGAAUAGGAGGAGGAUUAGGAGGGGGCAGUGACAGAGGAGAGAGAAGUGCCGCCAAGCAAGCAUGAGGUUUUCACUUUCCAUUCUCCUCUCAGCAGCAGUCAGAUGAGAGUCCUUGCACACAAGAGUGCCUUCUUCCCCUCCCGCCUGUGGCUCUUGGACUCGGCUGAACCCCGCCACAGUCGUCAGCGCUGCCUCGCAGGGCAGCCGACGCCAUCCACUGUGCCACUGAUUCGCUGAAGUCAGGCCCCUCCCUUCCCCGCUUGCUUCCCUCCUGCACAGAUAAAGCCUGAUGCUGAGAACGAACUGAUCCAAUCAGCUGUCGUGAGCGGGAAGAAGAUCGUCACGCUCAUUGUCCUCUCCACCACACCCUUUUCCUCCUCCCUCUGCUUCUUCCCGUCAUGGGCCGACGCGAUCAAUAAUGUUUUACCAUCCUCUCGUCUGACAGUCUAGCUGAGCAGCGAGCCGAUAUCUGACCGCUAAAGGCGUCUUAUUUGAGGCAAGCAGGCCCUGAGGAUGGGCUACAGGUGGUAGCGACUCAAGAGGCCUCCCUUGGCUCAGAUCCCAACAAAGACCCUUCGAGCCCACCCUUUCCCAUGCGUCCAUGUCAUUGACUCAUUGCUCCUCAUUCGCAACACACAAGUGUGCUUAUAAUUGCAUUCGCUGGAUAUACAUCAUUCAUCAUCAGCCCCCGUUGGCUGCUUCUGCAACUGCUGUCACUCUCGCUCCAAAAUGGCGGUGAACGUGAUGCCCAUACGGGACACAAAGUGGCUGACUUUGGAGGUGUGUCGGGAGUUUCAGAGGGGGAUGUGCUCAAGGCCGGACAACGAGUGCAAGUUUGCCCACCCCGCCAAGAGCUGCCAAGUGGAAAACGGCCGAGUCAUCGCCUGUUUUGACUCGCUCAAGGGCCGCUGUUCCCGGGAGAACUGCAAGUACCUUCACCCCCCACCCCACCUGAAGACCCAACUGGAGAUCAACGGGAGGAACAACCUCAUCCAGCAGAAGAACAUGGCAAUGCUUGCCCAGCAGAUGCAGAUCGCAAACGCCAUGAUGCCUGCCACCCAGCUGCAACCCGUGCCCAUGUUUUCAGUCAUGCCCGGCCUGGCGACCAACGCCAAUGGCGGCGCGGCGGCAGCGUUCAACCCCUACCUUGGCCCCGUGUCGCCUGGCCUGAUGCCCGCUGAGAUCCUGCCCAGCGCUCCCGUACUGCUCACCAGCAACGCCAGCGUCCCCGUCCCGGUCGCCACCGCAGCACAGAAACUAAUGAGGACAGAUAGACUGGAGGUAUGCCGGGAGUACCAGAGGGGUAACUGCAUGCGUGGCGAGAACGACUGCCGCUUCGCGCACCCGUCUGACAGCACCAUGAUCGACACCAACGACAACACGGUGACGGUGUGUAUGGACUACAUCAAGGGCCGCUGCUCCCGGGAGAAGUGCAAGUACUUCCACCCGCCUGCCCACCUACAGGCCAAAAUCAAAGCGGCUCAGCAUCAAGUCAACCAGGCGGCAGCCGCUGCAGCCAUGGGACUCCCUCCCGUCCUGUCCCCUUUACCAAAGAGACCCGCACUUGAAAAAGCCAACGGUGCCACCACCAUGUUCAACGCUGGUGUUUUCCAGUACCAACAGGCCCUGGCCAACAUGCAGUUCCAGCAGCAGGCUGCCUUCAUCCCGUCGGGCUCGAUAUUGUGCAUGACGCCUGCAACAAGUGUUGUACCCAUGAUGCACGGUGCUACUCCGGCCACUGUGUCUGCAGCCACCACAUCUGCCACAAGUGUUCCCUUUGCAACCGCCACAGCCAAUCAGAUUCCGAUGAUAUCUGCGGAGCAUCUGACUAGUCACAAAUACAUGACCCAGAUGUAGGAGCCUCACUCACAACAGUGGAUAAGGAGCCAAGACCAGCGAUUCAUCAGGCAACCGAUUUAGAACCUGCUGAAACCACACGUCAACAACAACAGAGUUGGUGGAGUUUGCUCCAGUCAUUUCACCCACACAGCAUACAGUACAUCUAAAGAGCGCCUUCUUCCUCCUCUCUGCAAAGCGAGGGCGCGUUUACCUUUAUUCACCGGGCACACUUUGAAUGUGAAGCGAAUAAGACGAUGGGCCGCGUCCAUUGAGGCAAAGGAGGAAUGGCGGCAUCUUUUUUUGUUCAUUGGUUGUCUCAUGUAUUUACUCAAAGGUGCACCUUAUAUUUCAGUUGAAAGAGACGAAGAAGAAUUAGACUGCGUCAUGAAGGUUUUUGUGUUGUUUUAAAUCAUCCCCUCCACCCCCCCCAAAAAAAAAGGGCCACACAUGUGCUAAUAUGACAAUGGUACUGCGGUCACGCAAAACAAUGGCUUUCCCUUUAAGGCGUCACUACUCGUCUUUGGUCCCGUCACGACCAAACACUGCUGAUACGAAAUCCUCAACUCUUCUGCGAUGAGGUCAACCAAGAUGUGGAAUUUGUGUUCAGUCGCCAGGACAAUGCAAGCGGGCAUGUGAUUAGAUUUUUUUUGGGGGGGGGGUCGUUCCGAUUUUUUUUAGUGUCGAUGUGAUGUUGUGGUCAGACAUUUGUUUGUCUGAAUUUUCAGAUUUUUAGCAAAGGUUUUUUGAUUUUGAUUUUUCAUUUUUUAUGUGGUGUUUUUGUGGUUCGAUUUAAGUGGGGUACACACAAACUGACAACUGAGAUGAAUUUGAGCCUUUUCGCACAUUUGCAAAGAAAGUCAGAAAAGGCACCAUUUGCACCGGUUAACAUUUUUUCCCUUUUUCUUUCUUUUUAAAUCAGAGAUACUAGCAAACCAGAUACUUUUUUUUUGUCUUGCACAUCAGGUUUUCAGAAUACGAUACUACUAUUAAUAAUAAUAACAAUAAUAUGUACAACAGUAACAUAUUUAGUACCAUUUAUAAAUUACAUUUGACAAGGUUAAGCAACAGGUGGAUUUUUUCUGAAACAUCAUAGCUUUAAAUUCCAACACAUGGAGAAAUCUUAAUGGCGAAAGCAUUCAUAGGACACAUUUCAAAACAAAAACUAAAAAUAUCUCAAAAGCCUGAUGUGCUGCAAAAAAAGUAAAGACGGGUUUUAAAUCAGCAUCAAAAAUACAUUAAGGGACAUAUAAAGCCAUGUCUGAUUAAAAUUUGCUGUGUUAUAGUAUGUUUUUGAAAGGUUAACCUGCCUGAUUGUGUGGAGCGCGUUAAGAGUGAUUUAAAAAAAAAAUCCUCCACGGAAACAGUCGGGACGGGCCAUUGUAAAUGUUAAACCUCUGCAAUAUUUAUAAUAGCAAAUCCUUAUGUGUGUGGUCAACAUCAGAUUCAGCCCAUCUGUGAUAGCGACGUGAAACAGAACAAUAACCAGUCGGGAAUGGCCCUGAAACUCAAACUGCUGCCAGACAUAAAAAGAGGAGUAACUGGUUGUGUCAAGGUUUUGCAAUAAUAUGAACCCCCCCACCCAGCCCCUUGCCCCCAGAAAAAAAAAAGACUAAGUAAAGUUUCAAACCUCAAUGUAGCUAUGAGACAAACUAAGGGCCUUUUCGGAAAGUCACCUCGCCGAACCUUUGUUGAAUGAUGUCAUCAAGUCAAGGAUGGAUGAAAAGGUGCCUCACAUUUUCUUGUGUUUACAGCUCUCACGCCAUCCAUAAUUCGAGCAGCUAUGGAUAGUAAUGCUAGAUUUGUUUUUGAGGCGUGUUUUUUUAAACCUUCUGUUGCUACUGUUCUUUCAGAUGAUAUUUUGAUGCACCUUUUUUCAUCUAUGCUACUCUGCGUUUUUUGUUUUUUGUUUAUUUUUAUGGACUUCGCAAGUCUUUGCAUCGUCUGCUAGCUUGGUUGCUGGUCUGUUGCUUUAAAUUUGACUGCCACAAAAGAUUGUAAAAACCCUCACGGAAAGGUUGGUCAGGAGGCUUGAAGGUUGCAUCGAGGCACCUUUCUGAAGCAUUUUUAGAAUUCAUUCUCCCAAAUACUUCAGGGUCACCGCGCUCAGAUGAAAAGAGUUGGUCCCUCUUUGUUUAUUUCUUCCUAGACUACUAGUUUUUUCUUCUUUGUGUUUACCGGCAUUCUGGAUGCGCUGCGGCUCAAUGCUGCCUGUAAGCAGAAAUUUUCAGUGUGUGGGUGUGCUGUGUUUCUCAUCACGAGUACACCAUACCCUGGAAGAGAAGUAAGAUCAUGUUGAUUUCUUUUUAUGGUCUUGUGUUGGGUCUUUUUUAAAAGUCGGUUAACCCUUUCAGGGACCACGGUUACUACAGUGGACAGCUUAUCCUGUUAUCAGGUUACAGGGUUCCAUGAAAGGGUUAAAAUGCAAUGUGUGUACCCCGCUUUUGGGAUUCAUUGGAGUUUGUCAAUUCCUCAGUAUUUCAUGGAUGGGUAGCGCGUUGAAAGUAACACACAAAAAAAAAACCUAAAUGAAACGCAAAGGUUACGAUUGUAUCCCUCAUGUAAAGCCUUAGAAUGUACCGUCGGGUCAGCACAUUGCAACAUAUCAUUGGGAAGCCAUGCAAUGCCGCACUCGUUUGAAUUCUUUUUCAUUCUAUUUAUCUCGAUUAUACCGCAUCGUGGAGUGUCUCUUUACGUGUUCCCUGAUCUUUAACUGAAACUCGGUGUAUGUGCGUUUUGAUUUGAAUAGGACUUGACGGUAAUGUUAGUUAUUUUGUUCGUUAUGCGUACCGACCAGAUGCAUAUUGGUGUUCACUCCUCUUCUCUCUUUGUGUUCUCGAAAGCAAAAUUAUGAUAUUUAUAUACUCUAUCCAUUUCAAAUAAUAUCUAUUGUUUGAAUAUUUUUACUCUCCUUGGAAAUUGGGCCAUGUUGAAAAAAACAAACCGUAUAUUUUUAUUUUUAUUUUCUUGGUGAGGUCCCGUGACAGAACGUCUCUGCUCACUCAGCCAAUUGCAGACAAAAUGGAGAGGAGGGUGGUGGGGGUAAGCUCCCAAGGUGAUUUUUGCACUUCUGUACAUAGUCAAAAAAAAAGAGAGAAAUCAUGUAUAUUGAGAUCUUAUUUUGAAUAAAAAGAAAUGUCUAUAAUGACAGAGCGUUUUGUUAGGAUAACCACAAUUAAAAAAAAAAAGGCUGAACAAAAAGAAUCGCUUGCAUCCAAAGGACGCGGAGUUGUCAUUGGCUAACCCGGUCCCCUCUUCUGGAACGGCCAAUGUCGCUCUUAAUUUUUUUUUCUUUAUUUUCUUUUUCUUUUUGUUGUCAGCCGCUUGUAGUUUGCCCGGUAACCUUCCGGAGGAGGCGUGGGGGGCGGGGGGGGGGGGGGGGGGGGGUCACUACCCUCACUGCACUGACAGGCCUGUGAGGCCGAACCAACAUACCACAUACUGUCUCUUUAACUUGGGGACAAAUGCAUGUUAACCAUAUAAACACACCUACACACACACACACACACACACACACAUUACUAAGACAAAAGAGAACAUCUUACAGAUAAAGAUGUAUUUACAAUAUUCAUACACUAUCCGUAUGUAAUGGGAUAUGUACUUUAAAAAAAAGAAAUAUAUAGAAUAUGUAGAAUAGUGCUUUAUUUGAAAAAAAAAAUUAAUUCUGAAACUACAGUUUAGUCACCACUUGGAGAGACAUGCAGCACAACGCUCUUAAUAUGUUGUGUUCAUGUAAACCAGGGGUCCCCAAACUUUUUCCUGUAAGGGCCAAAUAACUUUUCCCUUCUCGGAUGGGGGGCCGGUGUCAGUUUGUAACAUAAACGAUCGUAGGGGAGCUUAAAAAAAUUUAUUGUUUCCCAGAAAGCCACAGAUAACCAAAUAACCCUUUCCAGGUUCUUUACAGAAAAAAAAGUCAGGAAGCAAAUAAUAACACUAUUUAUGAAAUAAAUAAUAACUAAAUAACCCUCUCUGAGUUCUUCACAGAAAAAAACAGGAAAUAAAUAAUAACUAAACAACUCUCUCUCUUUAUAGCCCCUUGAAAUACACAAAAAAAAAAGCUCUGACAUCUUCGAGAACGCCACCUAUCUUGUCUUGUUUAUGUCUGCUACCGUCUUGUUCACGUGUUCUACUAAUUGAUCUGAGACACAACUAAAACACUGAAACAUUCUAUGGUGUGUAUAUAACUUUGUGACCUUGAUUUCAACCCUAUUUGCGUCAUGGGUCAUUUUGCCCCGAAGACCACCUUUGUACUUUUUUUGUACAGCUUCCAUGGAAAUGUGAAUUAAAAACAACAUUUCAAUGUUUCUGCAGUUGGGGACAAUCUAGGAAAAGUCAUAAAAUUUCAAGUAAAAAAAAAAAAUCAUUUAAGGGGGUUUUGGGGCGUUUUUAACACAGUGACCGGUCAUUUUGACGCGAGGACAACAGGAGGGUUAGAGGUGUGCCCGCAGGCCGGAUACGGCCCGCAGGCCGUAGUUUGGGGACCCCUGACGUAAACUGUGCUACUUUAGAAGAUGAAACCGAUUGACCAGGGCAACAUUUUUGAAGGUUUUGGUCACCAGACCAGAUCAUCUCUCACCUGCGACUUGCCCGCAUGCUUUGAUAGAGGAAAAAACUUUUUGGGUUUGUUUUGUUUUGUUUUUUUGUUGUUGGUUGGUUUUGGGUUUUUUUUCUCUGCUCGUAGUACUAAUGUGAUGUAUUCUGUCCUCUGCUGCUGUUUGUUUCUGCUUGUUUAACUGCGGCAUGUCCCCCCCCCCCACAACCCCACCCCCUCCCUGUGUGUCAGACAAGAGAUGAAAUGCUAGUCUAAAGCCAUAAAAUGUUGAAUAUGAAUGGGGCUGAGAUGAAGCUCACCCGUUGUUUGUUUCCCCAGGGGGCCUGCACUGCUCUAUUUGGUUCUUGCUGUUAUGGAUUAAAAAAUGUAAUUAAAAAACACACACAGGCACACACAGAAACAAACUGCAUACAUGACUUAAAUGAUGUAUUUGUACAAGGAGAAUGGGUGAGGUAAUGAUACCAUUUGUUGUUAUUCAUCCGAACCUGAUUGUGAUUGGUCCUCCUGUGUCGAAAGCAGUUCUUGUCCCUUUAAGGAUUCACCCCAGGGAGCCGAAAGACUGUGACACACCGUCCAGCCACAAGAUGGAGCUGCCACUUUGUCAGGUUUGGUUUGCGGUGCAUCAGCCAAUGCCUGCAAAUACAUUAACAGUGGAUGUAAUGAAAUAUAUUGUAUUGUAUUAAAUUAUAAUAAAUGAUCAGUAUCAGAGAGGUAGUAACGUA
This is a messenger RNA of Hippocampus zosterae (dwarf seahorse), 7147 nucleotides long. Its product is annotated as muscleblind-like protein 1. Gene Ontology annotation, molecular function: metal ion binding. The record is from RefSeq and is a predicted model, not a curated record. The transcript has 10 exons. The coding region runs from base 767 to 1894 and encodes 375 amino acids. NCBI's taxonomy places the organism in Eukaryota, Metazoa, Chordata, Actinopteri, Syngnathiformes, Syngnathidae.